GGUCUCUAUGGCAACAUCAGUGUUUGAGGGUGGAGGUUGGUUUCCUGCAAAAAAAAUUGUUUUGUGAAAAUAGACGGAAUAUAUUGGUUUUAAACUCAAGAACGUCAUGCAAACCCUCGCCUAAAACGUAACCUUCUGUCAUUUCUCUCAUGAGGAGCCAGGCCUGACCUCUUGCAGGAUGGAGGUGGUCCUCUCUGGCCCCCAGAAACUGCCGGAGCCCCUCAGGAGAGGGACCCCUGUGCCUCUGAGCCAGCUGGUGGAGGAGAGCAGGAGCAAAGCAAACGCUCCCAAUCAUCUUAUCGAAUCAAAAAUCUAUGCCAAACUGAAAAGCAACAGCCUGAUCCAAGCAGAGCCCGCAGAGCUUCACUUCAGUGGGUUUGAGCUGGGGAAGGAUUACGUAAAGAUCCUGAAACUAAUCAACAUCUCAUCUGAAGUUAUGAAUAUUCAUGUCAUACCCACUCAAACCAAGCACUUCCAAACAACUUACACCAAAAAGUAUCGACUCAUCCCGGGCCUCGCCUACACGCUGAAGGUCAGGCUGUGUCCCGACGAGUGGCGCUACUUCUAUGACUGCAUUCGGGUUCACUGCAAGGGGGAGGAGAACCUGUUAAUUCCAGUUCAUGCUUACCCUGUCAUCGAUGACCUGUGCAUCCCUCCUCACAUCGACCUGUCAGCCGUGCCACUUGGAAACAGUGUUUGCCAAGCUAUUCCUCUGAGAUGCAGCUGCCCCAUCGACUUUGAGUUCCAGGUACAAGUUAUCCAGUCCCACGAGGCCUUCUCCAUCCAGCCCCUUACAGGUGUGAUACCAGCCAAUGGCGAAGAGAAUAUCAUGGUGACCUUCAGUCCUUUCCAAUACGAGACUUGUCAGGUCACCUUCCAGCUGAUCAUCUCUCAGUUCAACAGCAGACCCUUCCUCUGCACCAUCAGUGGGAGCUGCACCCCUCACUUGGCCCUCAGUGAGUUGGGAAAGAAGGCGGGUCAUGGAGAUGCAGUUCGAUACACAGGACCUUCACCUGUCACUCAAGUGCCCCGUCAAAGUAAAACCAAACUCAGGUCGACUGACAAAUCAAAGACACUGAGAGAUCAAGCGAGUGUUCAGGCUGGGCUGAAGCCUCCGGUAGAUGUCUGCACUCCUGCAGGCGUGGCAAAGAUGCUGAUCAGAGACACUGAUAAACUCAGCUCUAAAGACCUGAAGGAAGCCAUGUCGUGUGCCAGCAUGGCUGGUCUGCAGAACAGGCAGAUGAAGGAAGCCCUCUUCAGGAAAAAGGUUCAACAACACGUGAAGGAGGAGCAGGCCAACCACGUCAGAUGGCAAGUUCGUGUUGGUAAGGACCCGGUGUCGGAGCACAGCAGGAGGCAGAUAGCGGAGGAGAGAGAGAUUGCGCUGCAUGAAUACAUGACCUUCAGCAUCAUAACUGAUUUGUUGCAGGUGAAAAGGGGAGAUGAGAGGCAGGAGGAAGGCUUCGCUGCUGGACGACCUGAACUCUCCUCCAGACGACUGCUCUGUGCAGCAGGACAGGCCAGCGAGGGAGCCCCGUCCUUCCAGUUCUUCUGCAGCUUUCAGUGGGAUCUGAGGAGACGAGCCCUCAGUCUUUUCCAGCAGGCAGCCCGCAAGACGGUGAUUCGAUGCCGCAUGGACCGGAGACUGACCUGUUUGAAGGAACUCUGCAGAACGAUGAAGAACUCGCCCUUGGCAAAGAAAGUCGAGGAGGACAGGACAUUUGAUCUGAAGAUCUCACCCGACCGGAUCUUUCCAUUUUCUUUCCCCGUUUUCUCUGCAUUGGCUCGCAGUAAUCUGGUCGAAGUGCCCGUGGAUCCCAUCGAUGUGACUGUGACGACACAUGUUCCUUUCUUCAAGCUUCAAGUUCCACAGCACUAUAAGCUCAUGGGCUACCGACCUGUGUCAGCCUGGGACGCGUUUAACUCGUACAUCCCAACCUCUCUGGCCAGACCACUUCGCACUGGAGCUGCGAAAGAGCCGGUGCCGAAUGAGUCUGGCGCUGUGGAGGCAUGGGGGGAUCAGCAGAAGGAUGAGGCAGAGGAGGAGGCUGUCUGUUUCUCCUUCAGCGCCCCUGAAGCUCUGCUCACACCUUUUCCAGCAAACCCACUCAGAAUCUUUAACCCAGCUCCAGGCCUGCAGGCGUACAAACCCACCCCCAAAUAUCUGGAGACUGACCUGGAGUUCCACCUCUGCCCUCUGCCCAGGUAUCCCAUCCCUGAGAGCAGCAGGUGUGGCAGAGGGACUCAAACCCCAAACACUCAGAAGAAGCAUCUGGACCGCAAGGAAGGGAUCGCUGGCUACAUGACAUGGAACGAUUUCGAUUCGAUCACCUCAAAGUUUCUGUCUCCCAGCAGUGACUUCGCCCAUCGCAGGUCUGUGGACUACAGCACAGAUACACUUCCCCUCAAAACACCUCCUCUCCGCGGCCCUCCUGAUGAUCUGCCUCCACUAAUGGACCCGCCGUGUGAAGGCGUCCAGCUAACAACGGAGAUAAUCAGAGCGCAGUUCUUGUCGGAGCAAGCUCUGGUCUCCAAUAGCAACCUCAGUAAAGGCACAGCAGCCAGGCACCAGAGGGAGAUUCAGACGGAGGCGACCCACAGCUCUCAGUUCAACCGGAUGGGAGGAAGAGUGAUGAGCCGGCUGAAGCUACUUGAAGUCACUGAUACAACUCCACCAGGGGAGCACUGAGAAUAGGCUCACCUCCAAAUGCAUAUAGUCAAAUAAACACUAUCACAUGUAUUGUAUAACUUACCUUGCCUAUAGGAGACUCUACACUGUUUCCCCUGCCACUUCUGUUAAAUAAAACCUGGUUACUCUCACCCACGCUUAAACCUCUCUCCCACCUACUCAAAAUGUCCAGUAAGCUCUCCUCCUGUGCUUUUACAAAAGCCUGGGAAUUCGUUAUCCCUACACCCACACACCUCCAUAUAUAAGCACAGCUACAGUAUAUCUAACACGCUGCAUCACAUUACUGCAUUCAGUUAAAAAGUACAUUUCUUCGCUGUACAGUAGUUCAUGGUGUUGUACUGUAUGUCCCAUGCUUAUUAAUGAUAAACUAUCAUAUUGGAG
This is a messenger RNA of Trematomus bernacchii (emerald rockcod), 3070 nucleotides long. It is a transcript of the gene cfap221, whose product is annotated as cilia and flagella associated protein 221. Bases 179 to 2689 code for a protein of 836 amino acids. Gene Ontology annotation, biological process: cilium assembly; cilium movement. Lineage: Eukaryota; Metazoa; Chordata; Actinopteri; Perciformes; Nototheniidae. The transcript has 25 exons. The record is from RefSeq and is a predicted model, not a curated record. Gene Ontology annotation, cellular component: cilium.